AUGAGAGCUGGAUUACAUUCAUGCAGGUCGACAGCGGCUCAUGUUCAAACACGUGCAGUCGCUGUGCCUGGCGCUGCAGCAUUAGCAGUUAGACCCCAUCCAGUUAGUGGCCAAGCUCAGGCCUUAGUUGUUUGCCAUAUCGGGGUAUGCCCUCUUCACUUGAACGACGCAUGUGAUUAUGUGCGCCUCGAACCCCCGCUGGCGCUGCGUAAUCAACAUGCAUCAAAAUUCAAUCUUCGAAACGUACACGAUGCGGCGUAUGAUAGCCACAGCGGACUGGUGCUCUUUGCGCAUGGCACCAGCAUUUACGGCAUGGACUCCACCAACCGUGUCGCACAGCUGGCAGGCGAUGAUGAGGGAGGAUUAUUAUUUGAUGGUAUUGCUGCUGAAGCGCGCUUUAUCGGCGCGCAGCGGAUUGCAGCGGACGGCCAUGGCGUGACCUACAUCCGCGACCGUGACUCCGGUUCACGCAACGGUUUCUGCCUGAGAGCGCUUUAUGAAGCCACCAUGCCAAAUAGCUUAAUUGGAUGUGGCGUGCGCGCUGUUGUCUCCGUGAACACUGGAGGCGACAUGGGCCCACAUGUUCUAACCUACGACAGUUGGCGCCGCACCCUUUUGUUUGCGACGCGUGGACGGGCCAUUCAUCAGCUGCUGUCGUACGGAAUAACCGAGGAGCUUGUCGGCACGGAUGAGCCAGCCGCUCCUUACGGCGUGGGCGCCGCGGCGGCCGCCGCGUCCUCCAGCUUCGACAGCUCCCAGGAUGCCACUGUGUACGGAGACCUUAACCGAAACGGUCUAACGGCCGUGGCAGCGGCGACGGCAGUAACGGCAACGCAGCUGCUGCCGCCGUCUCCAGACUGUAAGGCGCCCCUGACAAACGUACAGGCGCUGGCUGCCGACGGAUCGAGUGGAAAUGUAUAUUUUCUUGACGGUACGACUGGGUCCAAAACCAUGCUGCGUGUGCUGCGGCCCAACGGUAGCCUGGAGACUUUGGAGGAGCAACUCCGAAUAGGGCCGUCAGGCAAUUCCCGUUGGCCGCGCCUGGCUGUGUUGCCGUACGGUUACCUGGCCGUGUACGGCACGUCAAGUCACGAAAUGAUGCUCCUCAAACUUUGA
Molecule: messenger RNA, 1116 nt
Organism: Volvox carteri f. nagariensis
Lineage: Eukaryota; Viridiplantae; Chlorophyta; Chlorophyceae; Chlamydomonadales; Volvocaceae
Exons: 1
Coding region: 1-1116 (371 amino acids)
Source: RefSeq, a predicted model, not a curated record